AUGCUAAUCCGCACGGCGGACGGACUCCUGCUGCACCAUCCCCACUCACUCAAUACUCAGCAAGGAUUGAGCAAUUGCAUUCGACGGCAACGAAGGCAUCCCUUUCGGGAAAGAAUAAAUGAUUGGUGGGCUGAUCAUCUUGUAAGCAAGGCCAAUUUCGUGGAAGCUGCUGCUCCAUCCCUUUCCUCGGAUGACGAAGAGGAGUUUCUCAUUUUAAAGCCGCCUGUUGAGGUGGAUUCUAAAUUCCAGCUUCCCCAGAAGGGCCCAGAGGUUAAUUAUUGA
Molecule: messenger RNA, 282 nt
Organism: Closterium sp. Yama58-4
Lineage: Eukaryota; Viridiplantae; Streptophyta; Zygnematophyceae; Desmidiales; Closteriaceae
Source: the annotation of a GenBank genome assembly